Messenger RNA from Stereum hirsutum FP-91666 SS1, 255 nucleotides. Its product is annotated as RNA polymerase Rpb6. The annotation marks the transcript as partial. Gene Ontology annotation, molecular function: DNA binding; DNA-directed RNA polymerase activity. The record is from RefSeq and is a predicted model, not a curated record. Lineage: Eukaryota; Fungi; Basidiomycota; Agaricomycetes; Russulales; Stereaceae. Gene Ontology annotation, cellular component: nucleus; RNA polymerase I complex; RNA polymerase II, core complex. Gene Ontology annotation, biological process: DNA-templated transcription. The transcript has 2 exons.
GGCGAACGACAGCCGAAUAAAGUUAGAGUGACUACGCCUUAUUUGACGAAGUAUGAGCGGGCGAGGAUAUUGGGGACGAGGGCUUUGCAGAUUAGCAUGAAUGCCCCCAUCCUCGUCCCCCUAGACGGCGAAACCGACGCCCUCCAAAUCGCGAUCAAAGAACUCUCCCAGCGCAAAAUCCCACUCAUCAUCCGACGUUACCUCCCCGACGGCUCCUUCGAGGACUGGAGCGUCUCGGAGCUCAUCAGCGAUUGA